This is a messenger RNA of Cicer arietinum (chickpea), 1557 nucleotides long. RefSeq lists its product as uncharacterized. The record is from RefSeq and is a predicted model, not a curated record. NCBI's taxonomy places the organism in Eukaryota, Viridiplantae, Streptophyta, Magnoliopsida, Fabales, Fabaceae.
AGUUAAGAAAAGUGAAUUGACAAUACCGCCAAAUCUGUUGAUUACGAAGACUUUCCCGUUAGGAAGAGAGUCCACGUAAGAGUCAUACGAAGUAAGCACUAGUCACAUCUAGCGCACGUUAGCGUGAGUAAGGUCAUAGAUGAGAACGGAGAAAGUAAUGAGUGUGGCGGAAAUAUCAAAGAAACACUUCCAUUAAUUUAUCCACAUAUUGCUACUCUCUUCUCUUCAUUCUUCUAAUCUCUUCUCUCUUUCAAUUCCCUUCUUUUGCGAUCUCUUUUGUUCUCUCUCCCAUGGACUCCUCCCUCGCGAUUCGAUCCUUUCAAUAUCCCAUAGGCACUAUGCCCCAAGUGAGAUCCCCCAUUGAGAGGGCAACUGUAAUUCCCUGCCAUAAAGUCCGAUGGAACUCUAAUAGUGGGAUUUUUCAGCAUUUGACACAUAGUGAGAACCACAUUUACUUUCACACCAGGGGGAAGAAGACACUGGUUUCAUGUGCAAAAACAGUUGAAGCUAUCAACACAACCAAGUCUGAUGCUUCUUCGGACAGCACUCUGCAAAACUCGUUAGAGAAAGAGCAAUUGCAAAUUGCUGCUUUUCCUAAUGGAUUUGAGGCUUUGGUAUUAGAGGUCUGUGAUGAGACUGAAAUCGCUGAACUGAAAUUAAAGGUUGGUGAGUUUGAGAUGCAUCUUAAGCGAAACAUAGGAGCAACAAAAGCUCCAUUGUCUAACAUUUCACCAACUAUACCACCACCUAUUCCAAGUAAACCUAUGGACGAAUCAGCACCUGCUACCCCACAGCCAUUGCUGCCAAAAUCAUCUUCAGAAAAAACCAACCCAUUUGCAAACGUUUCCAGUCAGAAGUCAUCAAAGUUGACAGCAUUGGAAGCUUCUGGUUCCAAUACGUAUGUGUUAGUAUCAUCUCCUACGGUUGGCUUAUUCCGAAGGGGUAGAACAGUUAAAGGAAAGAAACAUCCUCCUCUCUGUAAAGAGGGUGAUGUAAUCAAGGAAGGGCAAGUCAUAGGGUAUUUGGAUCAGUUUAGCACCUCACUUCCCGUUAAGUCAGAUGUGGCUGGAGAAGUGUUAAAGCUACUUCUUGAGGAUGGAGAGCCUGUUGGUUAUGGAGAUCCCCUUCUUGCUGUCUUGCCAUCGUUCCAUGACAUUAACAUUAUGUGAUCCAGCAUUUUCCUAUUGUUGAUGAUUUAAUCCUGCGGCACUUCUUUAUCAGAGGGCUAUUGGCAUAUUGGUAAAUGUUUUUUAAUAGAUUGAGAAAUAAUUAUUUGUGCUUACAUAUUGUGUGGAACGGGGUUCCUUCGUUGAAGAUCAUACUUUGUAUACCAAUUUCUCAAAUUGUAUUCUAUUAGCUAAUUCCAAGAUCACCUUAUAAUGUAUCUUAGUGAAUGGACGCAAGCCAAAAAGACCUUGCACACUAUGAACCGAUCCUAGUACCAGGAGUUUGAUUGCUUGGUUGCAUUAUUUUGUUUGUCUAAAAAAGGUGUAGAACUUGUUUUUGAGAUAGUUGGACCAGAAUUGACAUAUUCUGCAUUGCUAUAAUGUAUGAAAA